This is a messenger RNA of Oncorhynchus tshawytscha (Chinook salmon), 2474 nucleotides long. RefSeq names its product receptor activity-modifying protein 1-like. Gene Ontology annotation, cellular component: cell surface; signaling receptor complex; membrane. Gene Ontology annotation, molecular function: coreceptor activity. The record is from RefSeq and is a predicted model, not a curated record. The transcript is spliced from 3 exons. Lineage: Eukaryota; Metazoa; Chordata; Actinopteri; Salmoniformes; Salmonidae. Gene Ontology annotation, biological process: calcium ion transport; receptor internalization; protein localization to plasma membrane. The coding region runs from base 513 to 962 and encodes 149 amino acids.
UGUCAGUCAAGAGAACGCACGCUCGAGACCCAGCAGUUCACUGGUGGCUCUACUCUGGCUCAGUAUGUUUCGCUUGCGCUUGGUUGGUUGGAGUGGCCAAGUAUGCCCUCGUAGUGUACGCAAUGUUUUUGGACUCUAAUGGAACUUACAAUUUUUUGAAUUGUCAAGACUCGAUGUUGGUUGCAUAUUUUUUUAAAUGAUAGCGAAUCUAUUUCGUAAAGAAAGCUGGCGGGAUAGGUUACUCCGAAAGCAAAACUCCCGACGACCCGAACCAAGUGUACCUCUUCCGAGUUUUUGCGCAAGGUGAUAGUGACGGUGACGACAGUUGAGCGGCCUUUAUAGUUGGCUGAGAGGAACGAGUCGAAUGCUUAUGAAUUACAACUCUGUGAUUAUAUGACAGGGUCGUCUCUUAGUGGACACAUUAGGGAGGAGAAUUGUGACGCUUUCAUCGUCUGUUUCAUCUUAACGUUUCUCCAACUUCUUGCAUUGGAUAGUCGUUUUUAAAGAAGACCAUGGCAUCGGAUACCACACCAGUGUUUUCGAAACAGGUGUUCCUGUGGCUGGUUGUAGUGUGCCAGUCUGUGUCGGUGAUGGCGUGCAGCGGGACCUAUGAGUACGUCAUCGAGGAGUUCUGUCUGGGGAAAUUCAGACUGGACAUGGAGGAACUGGACCAGCAUCGCUGGUGCAGCUGGGAGGACACAGUGGAACCUUACGGUGAGCUCACCAACUGCACCUACCUGAUCGCCCUGAAGAUGGACUGUUUCUGGCCCAACCGGCAGGUGGACGAGUUCUUCAUCCGCAUCCACAAGCACUACUUCCACGACUGCUCCCUGUCGGGACGGCUGCUGCGUGAUCCGCCCAACCGUAUCCUUGGGCCAUUCAUCGUGGUGCCCAUCCUUGUCACGUUGCUCAUGACUGCCCUAGUGGUGUGGAGGAGCAAGCGCAGUGAAGGCAUGGUGUAGCCGGGCCCAACCUUCAGGCCACCAGCCAGGGAGAAGAGGUCUAGAGGAGGCCCCCUUCACCUCCACCUCCACCCAUGACAGACUCAGAUACACAUAACACUGCUGCUACCUACUACAGAACAGACAUCAUGGACCAGGUGAGGGACUGGGAGGACUGUCUAAGCCUGUCUCAAGGAUAACAUUAUAGAGCAUCUCUGGUCCUAUCAGUCUGUUUGAUAGGAGACCGAGCUAGAGGCACAGGAUAUAAGAAAGUACACAGACUACAAGAUGAGAGUUCAUAUAACUACAGUGAUUAUACCCUGCAGGCGGAUUGGUUUAAAAGUGGAAGAGUGAUUCCAUUGCCCUUUAUCUACUAAAUCCAAUCUGGCUGGAGAAUCACAAGCUGUUUGCCAUGAAGGACAGAUGGUGUCUGAUUGGUUUGAAGGACUUCCUGGACACAUUAGGUAAUUUCCUGUGCAGUGAGUUGAGACACUUUGGCACAGUUCCGGAGUGGACUUCUUACAGUCAGUCACUGAUUGGUUGAUAUAAAGCAUCGUCCUAUCAUCUCUGUGCUUUAUGGAUGUUGUCUGUGCACUCUGUACUCUCCUCAAACACUGUUUGGUCCCCCCUGUUCCUGUCCUUGCCCGUCAGAACCAACAGAUUUCCACACUCACCCUUCAAGUCCUUACUUUGUGUACUGUGCCAAAGUACCUGUCAGUAACCAAAAUAAUUACAAAAAUAUUCAAAUCAAAUGUGUCCAUGAAUAGAAAGUGAAUAUGAAAAAGAGAAUAUUAUUUUAUGAUGUGUGCGAGACUGAGGUACAACAUACUGUGCAAAUGAUGGAUUAAUAGCCUACUGUUGGUAUUUCAUAAUGACUGUGUUCAAUAAACUUGGAUUAAAAACAAAGACGUGACUGUGUAUCGGGUGCUUUGCAACGGUGGUUUGGUGGGUAUAACUUUUAUCUUCGUAGUCACGAGGCUUGUGGAUUGUUUUGUAAGUUACUGACACACCGUCAUGUCUGUGUAACAUCUGAGUUGAUUGGGUCUUUAGUAAGGCUAAUGCUGUCAUCACCAGAUAGGGACAUUGCCUUUAAGAGCAGAGCAUCCUGCUAAUGGCAUUUUCUGACGCACUCUUCAUCUUAUUAGUACUGAGAGGCAAAGCGUCUGCAUGUCUGGCUGCCUUACUAAUUGCCUUUAUAUUACUAUGGCUGAGACACGGUUUUGCUACAAGAUCUGAGCUCCCAAUACCUCCAAGUAGAUACCUGCAUACUCUUCACAGGGCAACGGAAAACGAUAUAUAUAUUUUCUAUCUCUGUGUGUGUCUCUCUCUCUCUCUCAAAGCACCUUGAUUGCUUUAAGAGAUAUACUAAACCUUUGUGGUGCUCUUGUCAGACCCUGUAUUAAAACUCUCCCCGUCAUUAUGAGUCUAGUCUGGCUCCCGUGUAGAACCCUGUGUACUCUGGGAAACGCAGUUAAAGACCUCCCAGAGGAUAACUGACUAUUAGUCGUUGGGGACUUCUUUAAGGCAUUAAAU